CGGGCGGACAGCAUGCUGAGCCUCCUCGUCUGGAUCCUCACUCUCUCCGACACUUUCUCCCAAGGCACCCAGACCCGCUUCAGCCAGGAACCAGCAGACCAGACUGUGGUGGCCGGACAGCGGGCCGUGCUCCCCUGUGUGCUCCUCAACUACUCUGGGAUUGUUCAAUGGACCAAGGAUGGGCUGGCCCUGGGUAUGGGCCAGGGCCUCAAAGCCUGGCCACGAUACCGGGUCGUGGGCUCUGCAGAUGCCGGGCAGUACAACCUGGAGAUCACUGACGCGGAACUCUCUGAUGAUGCUUCCUACGAGUGCCAGGCCACAGAGGCUGCCCUGCGCUCCCGACGGGCCAAACUCACCGUGCUCAUCCCCCCAGAGGACACCAGGAUCGAUGGAGGGCCUGUGAUUCUGCUGCAGGCAGGCACGCCCCAUAACCUCACAUGCCGCGCCUUCAACGCCAAGCCCGCCGCCACCAUCAUCUGGUUCCGGGAUGGGACCCAGCAGGAAGGGGCUGUGGCCAGCACGGAGUUGCUAAAGGAUGGAAAGAGGGAGACUACGGUUAGCCAGCUGCUCAUUAACCCCACGGACCUGGACAUUGGACGCGUCUUCACGUGCCGCAGCAUGAAUGAGGCCAUCCCCAGCGGCAAGGAGACAUCUAUAGAGCUGGAUGUACAUCACCCUCCUACAGUGACCCUGUCCAUCGAGCCCCAGACGGUGCAGGAGGGAGAGCGCGUAGUCUUCACAUGCCAGGCCACGGCCAAUCCUGAGAUCCUAGGCUACAGGUGGGCCAAAGGGGGUUUCCUGAUAGAAGAUGCCCAUGAGAGCCGCUAUGAGACAAAUGUGGAUUAUUCCUUCUUCACGGAGCCUGUGUCUUGUGAGGUCCACAACAAAGUGGGGAGCACCAACGUCAGCACUUUAGUAAAUGUCCACUUUGCCCCCCGGAUUGUAGUUGAUCCCAAGCCCACAACCACAGACAUUGGCUCUGAUGUGACCCUCACCUGUGUCUGGGUUGGAAAUCCCCCCCUCACCCUCACGUGGACCAAGAAGGAUUCAAACAUGGGGCCCAGGCCUCCUGGCUCCCCACCCGAGGCUGCUCUCUCUGCCCAGGUCCUGAGUAACAGCAACCAGCUACUACUGAAGUCGGUGACCCAAGCAGAUGCGGGCACCUAUACCUGCCGGGCCAUUGUGCCUCGGAUUGGAGUGGCUGAGCGGGAGGUGCCGCUUUAUGUGAACGGGCCUCCCAUUAUCUCCAGCGAGGCAGUGCAGUACGCCGUCAGGGGCGACGGUGGCAAGGUGGAAUGCUUCAUCGGGAGCACACCACCCCCAGACCGCAUUGCCUGGGCAUGGAAGGAGAACUUCCUGGAGGUGGGGACCUUGGAACGCUAUACGGUGGAAAGGACCAACUCUGGCAGCGGGGUGCUGUCCACGCUUACCAUCAACAAUGUCAUGGAGGCUGACUUCCAGACCCACUACAACUGCACUGCCUGGAACAGCUUUGGACCCGGCACAGCCAUCAUCCAACUGGAGGAGCGAGAGGUGUUACCCGUGGGCAUCAUCGCUGGGGCCACCAUCGGCGCAGGUAUCCUGCUCAUCUUCUUCUUCAUCGCCUUGGUGUUCUUCCUCUACCGGCGCCGAAAAGGCAGUCGCAAGGAUGUCACCUUGAGGAAGCUGGACAUCAAGGUGGAGACCGUGAACCGAGAGCCACUGACCAUGCACUCCGACCGUGAGGACGACACUGCCAGCGUCUCCACGGCAACCCGGGUCAUGAAGGCCAUCUACUCACCCUUUAAGGAUGACGUGGACCUGAAACAGGACCUGCGCUGUGACACCAUCGACACCCGGGAAGAGUAUGAGAUGAAGGACCCCACCAACGGUUACUACAAUGUGCGAGCCCACGAAGACCGCCCGGCCUCUAGGGCAGUGCUGUAUGCUGACUACCGAGCCCCUGGCCCCACACGCUUCGAUGGUCGCCCCUCAUCCCGCCUCUCUCACUCCAGUGGCUACGCCCAGCUCAAUACUUACAGCCGGGCACCUGCCUCUGACUAUGUCCCUGAGCCUACACCCUCCGGCCCUGCUGCCCCAGCCGGCACCGACACCACCAGCCAGCUGUCCUAUGAAAACUAUGAAAAGUUCAACUCCCACCCCUUCCCCGGGCCAACUGGGUACCCCACCUACCGACUGGGCUAUCCCCAGGCCCCACCCUCUGGCCUAGAGCGGACCCCAUACGAGGCAUAUGACCCCAUUGGCAAGUACGCCACAGCCACUCGAUUCUCCUACACUUCCCAGCACUCGGACUACGGCCAGCGGUUCCAGCAGCGCAUGCAGACUCACGUGUAGGGGCCAGCACCCCGCUUGGGCAUCUCUGCGGGGCAGAGGAGAAGGCUUUCACAGCUGUUCCCUGAUAUUCAGGGGCGUUGCUCCUUGCUCCCUUCUCAGACCAGCCUUCCUCCUCCCGCUAUGGCAGGUGGGGAGCAGGUCUCCCAGAAACACACCCCCCUCCCCAAUCCCGAGGAUGGUGCUCUGCGCAUGCCCCAGCGUCUUGGGCCUGCCCUUCCCUCUUCUUCGGGAGGAGGUGUCUCUUCUGACCUGCGUGCUUGCUUGAGACCCCAGCGUGGGGACCGGGAAAGUGAAGGUGGGGAGAGCAGAGUGGGCACUUUUUAGCAUUCCCUUUCGAUCCCACCCCUCUGUUUUCCCAUGAGUAGACGGAGCAGUGGAGUAAAAUGGACUGGGCAGGCUUUGGCCUGGGGACCAUGGCGUAUGGGAGUCAGUGGCUCUGGCACAGUCUCUGUGGUCUGUUUUUACAUCCUGGGUACAUUGCUUUCCUCUUCGGAGGCCUGCAGAUGGGACCUUGGAUUUAUUUUAGUUGUUGUCUUCAGAACAGCUCUGACAGUUGAGUUCACAUCCAAGCCCCUAUUCUGCUGAAAUCAAAAUGCCAGUCAUCCUGGCUGCUACUGUGGGCAUUGGUCUGUCAGCUGCAGAGGGAUCCAGAGAUUACCCGUAGCACCGCUCCCUUCCCUUCUCUGCUGAGUGGGCCAGAUAAGUUCAGAUUGUGGUAGAGAAAGGAUGGUCAGGACCUUAACCUUAAUUGACCAGAGACCACUGUACCCUAUGUUGCACUUCCCAGACCUAACACUAGAGAUAGCCAUUAAGCCCUCUUUCCCCUUACCUACCCCACUUCUUGGCUUUGGCAAGUGGUAUAGUGGGGUCAGAGUGCUACAGACUCUUUUUCAAAGGCAAGAGCAACAAAAACAGUGAUAGGCUUAUUUGGAAAGGAAGCUUGCAGGAGUUCCCACACACAAAUACAAAUGUCAGUAGAAAGGAAGGGGGCGCCUGUUCUCCAUCAGAUUCCUAACCCAGCAUUACUUGUCAGAUUCCAAGCACUUUGAGUCCAUAUUUAUACAUCCAGGUGGUGAGACCUGUCACACAAGCAGGUGGGCUUUGAUGCCUCCCAGACUGCUGUCCUACCCGAAGCCCUACCGGCUGGUCAGAGAUUGCCAUCCAGGAGGCCUGGAUGAUGUUCUCUCCAAGUUUUAGUUUUGUUUCUUUUCCUUGGACCAAUCAGAUUCCUUCCACUUUUAGUGCCUUGAGUAUUGAGCUUUGGGUGACUGCCCUAGUGUGUGUGGUUGCAUACAGAGCAGGUACUCAUGAGUCUCAGGCAGGCUGUCCAGUGAUAGCAUCAGGAGAGAUAGGUGAGGGGCGGAGGGCCUGGAAAUAGCCCUGAAGGAGAGCUCAUGCUGAUCCAAAGGAGACAGUAGCAUGGAAGGGCACUGUAGGCAUUCCAUGGCACAUGCUUUCCCAUCCUCUACUUAGUACAUACCCCCCUCCAUAUUCCACGCCACUGCUUCUCAACCGCCACCUUCUGACCAAAGAGAAUAGGCAUUCCAAAGAAUCUGUACCUCUGCCUCGGCCUCCCCAAGAAGUCGCAUCUGGAGUUGGCUGUUCUCCACCUGCCCAUCGCAGCCAGCCUGGUGGGCGCACACCCUCCCCCUGCACCCUUCUCCCCGCCCUGUACAAUUCCCAG
Molecule: messenger RNA, 4018 nt
Organism: Dipodomys spectabilis (banner-tailed kangaroo rat)
Lineage: Eukaryota; Metazoa; Chordata; Mammalia; Rodentia; Heteromyidae
Gene: Kirrel1
Product: kirre like nephrin family adhesion molecule 1
Exons: 15
Coding region: 13-2334 (773 amino acids)
Biological process (GO): cell-cell adhesion
Cellular component (GO): cell-cell junction
Molecular function (GO): cell adhesion molecule binding
Source: RefSeq, a predicted model, not a curated record